AUGUCUGUUUUCAUUCUAGUCGUCAGCUUUAGUACAAAUGGUGAAGCUACAAUUAUUCAUUCAAAACAAGGUCCAACCUCGUUCGAUCGACAAGAGAAACAAUUCAAUGGCAUUGAAGGUCACUGGAAAUUGGUUGACUAUCCACAACACAGUGACUGUACUGGCUAUCAUUUUCACAUAUAUAAAAAAGAUGAAACAGAUAAUAAUUACUACCGUCUUUCGACUAGUGUUGUCAACACUAUGAGUAGCAUCCUUUGUCAUGAUCCGUCCACAAAUCAAUGGCAAAGUCAAGGCUGUAUGCAAACCUUAAUGGGAGGAGAUCAGGAAUCUAUGCGAAAGGAAGAUGUAAUCAGUGAAUUGAUCAAGGGUAUAACAGGUGUUGAGUUACGAGGACAACAAUUGGUUAUAACGUCAAAUGGAAAUCAAGUGAAACUUGAUCGGUAUACACCAGAACCUCCAAAAGCAUACACGAAAAAUGUUUUCGCAGCAGAAGAUUAA
Molecule: messenger RNA, 498 nt
Organism: Rotaria sp. Silwood1
Lineage: Eukaryota; Metazoa; Rotifera; Eurotatoria; Philodinida; Philodinidae
Source: the annotation of a GenBank genome assembly